This is a messenger RNA of Daphnia carinata, 4880 nucleotides long. RefSeq lists its product as uncharacterized. The record is from RefSeq and is a predicted model, not a curated record. The transcript is spliced from 20 exons. Bases 72 to 4658 code for a protein of 1528 amino acids. NCBI's taxonomy places the organism in Eukaryota, Metazoa, Arthropoda, Branchiopoda, Diplostraca, Daphniidae.
GCUAGUCUCAAUGUUUUGUGUCGUCAAGCGUUUCUUGCGACAAAAAAGAGACUUCUCAGUUUUUAAGGAAGAUGGCCCGUUUCAAGACGGUCCAUCAUGCUUCCGAUGAACAAGUUCGCUUAAGUGAGGAAGAAAAUAGCAUCAACCACCCUCAGAAGGAAUCAUUAAGAUUUCAACUAGAUACAUCUCUGCUAGCUCCUCAUCUUGUGGAUCUCGUUUUGGAAAUUCAGCGAACAGCUGAGAGCACCCUCUUCCAUUGGAAAACAUUUCCUCUCAAUCUUCCUCAACCUAUAGCAGUUCAGGAAUUCAGUGAAGGUUCAGCUUCAACUAGAAGGAAACCUCUGGUUGUAGACAAUCUUUUUGACAUUCCAUCAUGGGAUGAUCUGGAUGUUGUAUCUGUUGAUGCACAUGGUGAAGCUAAACAUCUCAGCAAUAAGCAGUUAACUUCAGUGAGGCAGCAUGGUAUAACUGUGAAAAUUGGUACUUGGAGAACAUUAACAGCCGAUCAACUGCGUUCCAUAAGCAAAACAGGGUUGUUUACCGUCGCAAGUGUAAAUUUUCCCGGCCAACAUCAUACCUGGCGAGUGAAUCCACUUUUGCAAAAGGGCACAGAAGUAGCAAUGGAUUCACUACUCAACACGUUGGCCUGGGCAGCCGCAAUUAUUAAUUUGACAGCUAGCGAGAGGUUCACCGGUGAUGUUUUUAGCAUUCAAGAAUCAUUUCGCAGUCUCCGGAUGGGAUUCCAUCGCUUCUUGGAUUUGAUUUUCGGAAUGCCAAGUCUACAGCCUCGGGACUUUGAGGCGCGCCUGCACGAAGAAAGAAGCCGCUAUUUAGUGGCAGAGUUGUUAUGCGCGGUUCAUUGCCAAGAAGAAUAUAUUGCCUUGUGUCGAUUUAUUCGCCACUAUCUUGCCCAUCAUCAAGGGGCUGGCAGUAGCGAGCGGUCAUCAGAUAUUCGUCAACAAAAGCCUCCGCCUCUCCCUUAUAUCUUCCAAACCCCGAAAGGCUUGUUGAUUGAUCUGAGACUCUUUUCCAGAGAAAUCAUGGACAAAAGCAAACCAGUGAUAAAUAGGAUUUUGCAACAGGAGUCCAAAACUCGCUGGUCACGGCAACAAGUAACAGAAAUUAAGGCCGAUGGCAAACGCAACGAAGCCGGACAUAGUGGUCCUGAUGACGACUUUCGAGAUUUAAUUACCGAUGAGCCCUUCGGUCAUAUUUGGGAAUCAAUUCUUCAUCAUCCGGAUGUAGAACAACUAGGACCUGGCAUUGGGCAAUUGCUGAUUGAUCAGGCGAGGGCUACUAUCACUAUGAAAAAAGCUGUUGCCAAAGUGCGAGAGAAAUUUACCGCUGACUUAAUUCAAGCCGAACUGGACAUACGUCUACGUCACCCAAUGCUUUCUCUCGUCAAACCGUGGAUGGAAAAACAACUUCACAGCAUUAAAGUGAAAUUGGCAAAAGAAUAUCAAUGGAAAUGCCACGAAGAAGCCAUUGACGCAUGCCGCCUCAAGUCACUUGAUCAGUUUGUUUAUUUCCUUUCGCGGGAUCUCGCUUUUCUCAGAGAUCGAGCACCCAUCUUGAGCAAAGAGCUCUGGGCAGACAAGCAGGCAACGCGUACAUUUCAUUGGGACACUUGGAUAUGGAACCCACAUGCUUGGAUCGUUCGUCGUCAUUUCCAAGGCGGUGUUGAGGUGAUACCGACCCACUUGAGUGGAACGCCGACAUCUAUUACGAAUCCAAGAUGCAGCAGCAGUGGCAGUGACGGUCAAGAACAACCUGUUUAUACGUUGGAACGAAGCAGCAGAAGAACAACGACGACGCAAUGGCCGUUCUGGCGUUGGGCGAAUUUCUUACAACGAGCGUGGGUUUGGUCGUGCAAUGGCGCUUAUGCUUGCGGUUAUAUUGUUCCUUGGUGCAGUCCGAUCGGUUUGCGAGCUCUCGUGGCAAGUCAGCCUUUCUACGCUGAUCUUGAAUUGUCGCAAGUGAAUGGCACCCUCUGCCCACGUCGCUCUGCGUACACACCGACCCUUAACUCGCGUUUAGCUUCCCUUUGGCGUCACAUCUCGAAAUCAAGAACCGAGUUCGAAACGAAACCGGACACAGGUUUUAUGGGAAAAGGCCUAACUCGACAGCUGAAUAGAGUAUGGAAUUACGGCUUUAAAGGUCUUCUCUGCAGUCUCUUGUUUCUCCUGAUCUUCCCGGUUGUUUGUAUCCUGUGCAGCGCCGGUGGCAUUUGCCUGGCGCUGACGGCCCCUGUUUGGGCUCCCGUCUUCGCCCUUAUUUAUCAGGUCUGCAUCAUACUAGUGUGGGACGUGGAUAAUCCCGAUCCUAAACGUAGCCCUCUCCUUCCCCUGAUCCGCGUCUUUGUUCGCGACCUACUACUCGAUGGACUUUUGCAACCUAUUGCCUGCUUGGUCACUGCCCUCAUCGUUUGUCCGCUGAUUUCUCUUCUCUUGGCCGUCUAUGGGAUGCUGCAAUGGAUGAUCGUACGUUCUCGAGACGCACUUGUCUACAGCCUCGCCAUCCGACCAAGAGGUCGUAUCCCGGCGUCAGAAGGUUUCCUAGUUAAACGAAUUGCUGGACCUGGAUUAAAUACCGAAUUCCACUAUCAGAUAUCAAAAGAACAAGCUUUAGCAGCGUUUGAAGCUCGCCUCGAAUCGGAUCGUUUGAUUGCUUACCGCCGACAAACGGAACGUUUAAUUCGACGUCCAGCGGAAGAAUUCCGACUGUUCAUUCAACAAGUGUUUUCUCCUUUCUCAGGCACUGCCUGGUGCCCUACACCCGUCGCUGAAAAACCCAUCGAAAAGGCAGAUGCUACGUCAUCCAACCUUAAGUCAUCGAGUGUUGCCGUGCAAUUGGAGCGGGAGACACAAGCUUUGCUGGCGUCACUGGAAGAAAAAGUAGAGCGACGUCUGGAAGAACUGAGACUGUCGUUGAAUGCCAACGUCCUGAAAAAGAUAAGAAUGUCGUCGGCUGAUCUCAAGAUGGUACUUGUGCGAUCAGCUAUGAUGAUACGCACUUUUUACCCUUCUGAAAUCCUGGUCCGCCUAGGUGUCAACGAAUCUGAGUUAUGGGAACGUUAUAAUGUAGAAGAAGGAGACUGGCUGGCUUUAUCAGCCAUCUUUCUGAGUGAAAUAUUCAGCUCGGCAAUUCUAAAUCCGCUUGGCGACGAAGAAACCCGUAUUCAGCUUCAGGCAAAGGACGUCAAUUUAUGUCGUUAUGGAGUCAUGUUCACGCAAGCUGAUCUUGACAGCGAACCUUUUGAAUGGCCGCAACGGACGUUCCAACCAGCGGCCGCUUGCCUACCUGAUUUUUACCUUUUUACUCCGCUCGGUCGCGAUGCGGCCAAUAGUAGCCCACCAUGGAAGAAGAAAAGGAUGCAGAUGCACGGUCAUUCAAAACGCCUUUCCGAAGGGGUCGCCUCAUGGAUGGGAAAGUCGGUCAUUGUUUCAGAGCCCAGUCGAGCCGGAUGGAACUCUGAACUGUUGGUUCCCCUACCAGUGUCCCACCCGGUUCUUAUUUGCAUACUGAUAUAUAAUCGACAUCGAGACGUUGGAGCCAUUCCGCUAGAAUCGGAAUCGUGUCGCCUGCUCAUUCGCUACCUAGAGGGCUCAGUCACACUUUCACGAAAAAAAGAGAACACAAUUUCUCGUCCACCUAUGGUAUUGGACGCAGCAGCAAGCAGAAGCCCAGCCAGUCAUAAACCCUUGCUGGGAAGCUCGGGAUCGGAUCUAGCGUUGUCGCAACCUUCUUUAGCAGCUGAUUUCUCAAACACGCCCAGCACUAGUCCUUCACAGCACGAUACACUUGUUUCCAUCGCCCAGGACGGCACGCUUUCGUUAGUCGGGACACUCGUCUCGGAGCACGCUUCCGUCGAUAUCGACAUUGGAUUGGAUCCAGAAAACGUUUCGCAAAAUUUAUCAGCAUCCAGAGACGUGGACGCUGAUGAGGUACAAUCUAAAGGCCUAGGUUCAACUCUUGCUCGAGCUGCAGAUACGUUGCGAAUGGCUCUUUUAGGGGAGAAAGCCGAAGAGGCAUCGUCUGCGUCCGGCAGUCACGGAAAAUUCAGCGUUGAGAAUUUCGAAUUGUUGCCUAGUAGUGAUGAACAGCUUGCUGUUGCUGUCGCCAAUGACAAACGUCAAGAUAUGGUCGAAAAAAGCAAGAAGUUUCCAACUUAUCAACCGGCUUCUUUCCGUAGCUGGCGUAUGAAUCUUCCUGCGCCUAUACGAUAUGACUCUGAUCCGAGGCUGAGGACCGCGAUCGAUUCGAAUCAGGCUCCUCCGACAAGUCCUCGGCCGUUGGGUCUUUUCGAAUUAAGCAAAGGUUUAGCCCUAGAUCGUGGACCUGCCUUUAGUCCAGCACAAUUAUCAAUCGGUAGGAGGUUGAUGGAAAGAGGAGAAAUGACGGCAUCGGGCAGCCAAGACAGCCUACCUUUUGCGGAGGAAGAUGCAUCUCUUGUUGAUUCACCAGAUUGCGACCUUUCCAAAAAUGCUCCGUUACGAAAACAUCCGCCAGAUACUUUAAGGAACACUGGUCAGUCCUAUUGCGAAAUGCAGCAACCUCGACCGUCAGCCGUUUUGGCGUCGAUCGAAGAUUUGAGUCUCAGCAUUGAAAGUCAACAUACUCACCUAGAUAUUACUUCUCAACUUGGAACUCAAGUUUGAUAUUACUUUUCUUUACACGUUUUCAGUUUAAAUUUCUACACUUUUACAACCGUUGGGCCCGGAAGCGAUCAAAGCCCGAAGCCGUCUUAUGUUUCAAUUAUUGGUUUAAGAACUCGGCGUGUGGCUCGAUAAUCUGUCGCCUUUUCAAUUAGCCAAACUGCCGUGGUAAAAAAAGAAACAAAAAAAAAUUAAAUUGGAACAAAAACAAAAAACAAAAUAGAA